CUCCGCUAAAACAGUUUCUCCAUCUCUCUCUCCAAGUCAAUCAAAUGCCACAUGCGCUGUACCUUAGCGGACAUUAGCAUCAUAAGAGACAAUUGGUGAUUCUUAAGGGACACCCUCAAUAUCUACGUUACUACACUACAAGCUAUUAUAUCCCUAUACUAAUAUCCAGCUCUCAAGAUGGCACCUGGGAUGUCCUUGUCCUCGGUGAAUGCCAUCAUCAUCCUUAACAUCGACGACGGCUCGAGGAUAUUCGCGAAAUACUACAAUGCACCCCACCAUGCUCCUACAGCUUCAUCGACCACACAUCACCAACAUGGCGGACCGUUCGCGGAUGUCAAGUCGCAGAAGACCUUCGAGAAGGGUCUAUUAGAAAAGACGGCAAAGCAGACCGGCGAUAUCAUUCUCUACGACAACCGGAUCGUACUAUAUAAGAUGGAGUCCGACGUGAUGAUGUAUGUCGUGGGUGGUGUGGAUGAGAACGAGGUCCUCUUAUACAACGUCAUCUUGGCCCUAAGGGAUUCGCUACACCUCCUAUUUAAGCAAUCGGUUGAUAAGCGAACGAUAAUCGAGAAUUACGAUCUAGUCUCGCUGGCGAUCGACGAGAUCGUGGAUGACGGUAUCAUCUUAGAGACUGACCCGACCAUCAUCGUACAGAGAGUUAGCAAGGCGCCGACGCAGGAUGUUAAUCUCAGCCGUAUCGACCUCAGCGAACAAGGAGUGAACAAUUUGGCGCAAUUAGGAAAGGCCAAAUUGACAGAUUGGUUAAGGCAAGGCUUGUAAGAGACUAGUUCUCCGAAGCGUGGAGACUUGCGAGAUGACCUUCAAUGUAGACUCCGGCGUGGCGUUGG
Daldinia loculata is the source of this 848-nucleotide messenger RNA. RefSeq names its product snare-like protein. Gene Ontology annotation, biological process: intracellular protein transport; intra-Golgi vesicle-mediated transport; retrograde vesicle-mediated transport, Golgi to endoplasmic reticulum. Bases 178 to 780 code for a protein of 200 amino acids. The record is from RefSeq and is a predicted model, not a curated record. The transcript has 3 exons. Gene Ontology annotation, cellular component: COPI vesicle coat. Lineage: Eukaryota; Fungi; Ascomycota; Sordariomycetes; Xylariales; Hypoxylaceae.